UGGUUCUCUUACUGCAGAGUAAAUAAAGAUCAGUCUGAAAUAAGAGUCCAACUUAAAGAGCUGACUCACUGCGAGUUGUACAUGUUAAAGAGGAACAAACAGAUAUAUUUUCAGAUAGGAGCUCAAAUUUUGGAUGAUGGAUCCUUCUUACAACCAGAGAGACCUCAGAAGAAGUCAGCUGAAAAACAACAAUAGAUACAUCCAAGAGAGAAAUUCAGGUGCCCCUGAAUAUGACGAGGAUGGUACACCUGUCAACGGGAACACGGCUGAGAGAGGGCAGGAGCAGCAGACGGCCCGACAGCCACAGCACACUGAUGGAUUCACCAUGAUCCCACCAAACGAGUCUCGCCGAAGCAAGCUUAACAUGAUGGCUCAGAAGGAAGAGGAGAGUUUCCAGAGGUGGAAAGAAGCAAACAGACCAGCCUCAGUGCACAUCAAUCCAGAGAAGCUGGGUGGUGAUAUGUCAUUUGCCGAAGCCAGAGAGAAACAGAUGGCAGGAUUACGUGGCUCCAAAUUGCAGAAGAAGAUGAAAAAGGAGGAGCUGGACAGGAGGAGGAGACAAGAAGAGGAGGAGGCGUUACAGAGGAUGAAAGCCGUACAGAGGGAGAAGGCAGAGCGUCUGGAGCAGAGGAGUCGACAGGAGGAGCAGAAGAGGAGGGAGUUGCACAAGCAGGAUCACCUCAGGACGACAGAGAGUUUUCUGCAGAGGUUGGAGAGGACAGCCCCGGGUCCACUGGCAUCCAGCAGCGCCACACACACGUCAUCCAGGAGAGAUGCCACGGAGAAUUCACAGAUGCAGAUGGCUUCCAGAAGUGUGACAGACAUGAAGCAGGAACAGAAGAGGGUGAACUCAGCCUUCCUGGACAGACUUGAGGGUCGAGGCAGAGGAAGCGAGGAGUCAGGAGGUGUUAAAUGGGAAGAGCGUCCUUAUUACACCUCUGAAGACCCCAUCAAUGUCAAACAGGAGCCCCCCCUUGCUCACCUGGACCCCAGUAAGGAGCAGAGCUGCUCCAGCUGGACACAGGAAGCUGACUCAGAUCAGGACUAUGACUGGGCCCUGAUGAAACUCAUGAACCGCUUUCCAGACUGUUGCAAAGAGUUCUUGGAGGACAUCCUGUGCCAGUGCAGUGGGGACUAUGAAGAGGCCCAAGUACUCCUCAUAUCUACGCUCAGUUGAGUUUUAGGGGUCUGUAAUGGUGGACGGUCCUGGUUUAGGAUGUGUUUGAUGAUUUUGGAGAUGGGAUGAAUGAACAUCUAUGACCAGUAUGCAAAUAUGGAAGAAAAACUGUAAUUCUACUCGCCAUAUUUUCAUUUAUAACAAAGAAUUACAAUGCAAACACUUUGUUCCCAGACACAUUAACAUUACUAAGAGAGUGUUUGCAGAGUCACUAAGUGCAUUCAACAAGCCGCCACUGUUUCUUCUAAUUCAAUCAGGCAUCUGCAAAGUCCCCUGGAUGUCUGUAUCCCUUUCUUUAAACAUACUUUGUGACUUUGCAAACUCUUUCCUAGUAAUGCUCAUGUUGUCAAAUGCACUAGUUUUGCAAGGAACACUAAAAUUGUAGUCAUUUUUAUUCUCAACAGUACAGUACCAGAAUUUCUGGACACUAUUUCAAGGUCACAUGUGGCUCUGGUCUAAGUGAUUGAUACAGUAUUAACCAGGCUGGGGGAAUUUUAAAAAAUUAUCAGCAUCUCCACAAGGUGGCAGUGUGAGCAAAGUAGGCAUAAUGUUAAAAGUGAAGUAAACAGCUCCAUUUAUCCAUUCAGUUAUAGUCAUUAUAAGGUAAUGCUAUCAAGCAGUUUUAGGAGUGGACAAUGCCUCAACCACGCCUCCUCUUUCCAUAAAUUGAAACCUGACCAUCCACCUUUCUGAGUACAGACAGAAAGGUUCGUCCAUAUCUGUUCAAACGUAGAGCUUAAAUGAGCUUUUAACUAAAAUCCAUUAGACAAAUGGAGAACGAGAGAGGCGUACGGAUAGAAUUAUAUUGCUUUAACCUCUGUAAACAAAGUUGAGCACAACUCACACACUAACUUGUCAGUCAGGAAUUCAGACACGAUCAUAUUAUCUUUGCAUAUAAAGUGUUACAUUCAUAAGUUAAUUAACAUUGCAGAUAAAACUCAUAAGACUGUUUUUCAAAUUAAUAUUUGCAGUGAUGUUGCAUUUGCUCAUAAGUUUUAUCUAUGUUAUCAGCUGGAUUCAUUAUGCUCUGCAUAUUCAUUUGGUUUAUGGCAUAUUAACAUAUAAAAGAGUAGACUAUAGCAUAUUUUAAUGUUAUUCUUUUGUCAGUGGACUUUUGAAAUCUGUGGUUAAAAGAGCCUAAAAUGAUGAGUACUCAUCAAAUAAAACAAAAUCUUGUUUGAUUUUUCUUAAUGACUAAAAAUAUUAUUGUAUGGAGUAGAUCUUCUGUUAACAUAAGUAUAUUUCACAUUUUUUUCUACAUGUUUUAAGGUAAUUUGUGAAUUGAACCGGAGAAUAAUAACUUGCUUACAUUUCAGGUCUGAGUCUAAGGUAUCUUUUAAAGAGAUGUUAGGCAGACUGGAUAAACUUGUUCAUUUAUAUACUAUUGUAUGUACAGUUUGUGCCUCUUACUGUCCUGUUCAUGUAUGUUUUUGUGUGAUAUUCAAUUAAAUGUCUACAAAACUUA
Molecule: messenger RNA, 2642 nt
Organism: Cheilinus undulatus (humphead wrasse)
Lineage: Eukaryota; Metazoa; Chordata; Actinopteri; Labriformes; Labridae
Gene: epsti1
Product: epithelial stromal interaction 1
Exons: 10
Coding region: 134-1177 (347 amino acids)
Source: RefSeq, a predicted model, not a curated record